This is a messenger RNA of Malaclemys terrapin pileata, 4807 nucleotides long. It is a transcript of the gene GABRA2, whose product is annotated as gamma-aminobutyric acid type A receptor subunit alpha2. Bases 189 to 1556 code for a protein of 455 amino acids. Gene Ontology annotation, biological process: signal transduction; monoatomic ion transmembrane transport; gamma-aminobutyric acid signaling pathway. Gene Ontology annotation, cellular component: neuron projection; postsynapse; synapse. Gene Ontology annotation, molecular function: GABA-gated chloride ion channel activity; benzodiazepine receptor activity; GABA-A receptor activity. The record is from RefSeq and is a predicted model, not a curated record. The transcript has 10 exons. Lineage: Eukaryota; Metazoa; Chordata; Testudines; Emydidae.
UCCUCGCGCACAUAGCACUCCGGAGCGGCUCCUCUUCGCAACGCCGCUGCAGUCUGGCUAUUCGGCUCCAAGUUUCCCCAUCUUCAACAUCCUCCUCUCUGGAGACUAGCGCACGGGGGGACUCCCCCUCGCCCACCCCUUCUCGGAGCGCCUCCUGCUGCUGCUCCCAGGUUUUGCAAAGAGCAGCUAUGAAGAGGAAACUAACACUCUACAAGAUGCAGUUGGUUCUUCUCGUUUUAUUGGUGGGGGUGCCAACAAGAUCAGUGCUGGCUGACUCCCUAGAAGAUGAAGCUAAGAAUAACAUCACCAUCUUUACAAGAAUACUAGACAGACUUCUGGAUGGUUAUGAUAAUCGUCUUAGACCUGGAUUAGGAGACAGUAUAACGAAAGUCUUCACUAAUAUCUACGUAACCAGCUUUGGACCUGUUUCAGAUACAGACAUGGAGUACACAAUAGAUGUUUUCUUCCGUCAAAAAUGGAAAGAUGAGAGGUUAAAGUUUAAAGGCCCAAUGAACAUCCUUCGACUGAACAACUUAAUGGCUAGCAAAAUCUGGACCCCAGACACAUUCUUUCACAAUGGGAAGAAGUCAGUAGCUCAUAACAUGACAAUGCCAAACAAACUACUACGAAUCCAGGAUGAUGGAACUCUCUUGUAUACCAUGAGGCUUACAGUCCAAGCUGAAUGUCCAAUGCACUUGGAGGACUUUCCUAUGGAUGCUCAUUCAUGCCCGUUGAAAUUUGGCAGCUAUGCAUACACAACUUCAGAAGUGACCUACAUUUGGACUUACAAUGCAUCUGAUUCCGUACAGGUUGCACCGGAUGGCUCUAGAUUGAAUCAGUAUGAUUUGCUAGGCCAAACAGUUGGAAAGGAGACCGUUAAAUCGAGUACAGGUGAAUAUACAGUAAUGACAGCUCAUUUUCACUUAAAGAGAAAAAUUGGUUAUUUUGUGAUUCAGACUUACCUCCCCUGCAUCAUGACAGUCAUUCUCUCCCAAGUGUCGUUCUGGCUGAACAGAGAAUCUGUACCUGCAAGAACAGUCUUUGGAGUAACCACUGUGUUGACAAUGACAACGUUGAGCAUCAGUGCACGAAAUUCCCUCCCCAAAGUAGCUUAUGCAACAGCCAUGGAUUGGUUUAUUGCUGUUUGUUAUGCAUUUGUAUUCUCUGCAUUGAUAGAAUUUGCCACUGUAAAUUACUUCACAAAACGAGGAUGGGCAUGGGAUGGAAAAAGCGUAGUCAAUGAUAAGAAAAAAGAGAAAGCAUCUGUCAUUAAGAAAAACAAUGCCUAUGCAGUGGCUGUUGCCAAUUAUGCUCCAAAUAUUACCAAGGACUCAGUGCUACCAACAAUCUCCAAGAGUGCUACAACCACAGAACCCAACAAGGCAAAGCCAGAAGCCAAGCCGCAAGAAGCAAAGAAAACAUUCAACAGUGUUAGCAAAAUUGACAGAAUGUCUAGAAUAGUGUUUCCAGUCUUAUUUGGUACUUUUAACUUAGUGUACUGGGCUACAUAUUUAAACAGGGAACCUGUCUUACUUGGGUUUGCUCCCUCAACCUAAAAGCUAAAUUACACUGGGGAUGUAUAGAAUCAUUAUAUCAGAUAGGUUGUUUUGCUACGUACAGUACGACUAAUAACUGCUAAUCUGUGAACCAAUAUGUACAGAGUGUAUAUAGAUAACUUAUCCGUGUAUCUCCAAAGGAGACACACAAUGUUUAUUCAUGGAUCUGUAAACAGAUAACACCCAUGGCUAAUAUAGCCAGCUCUUUAGAAGUUCUACCCAGGGGAUUUCCUCAAAACUGGGAUUCAAAUACACAGAAUUAUAUCUUCUCCAUACAAUUAGAGGAAAAUAUGGUCCUGCAUAAUUAUUUAGGAACAGUAUUUUUUUAAUUUAAAGUUAAAAUAUUUUUCUAUAAAAUAACUGAUUCUACUUUAAUGAGAAAAGCUGUCAUUAAAAAUGAUUUUUUUAAAAAACUUAUUUCAUACAAUGGAAGUGCCCAUGUAUAUUAUAGAGUGAUGAGCUCAAACUAUUCUGUUGUUCACAACCAUUUUGGAAAGUAGUUAUGUUUAAAACUUAGUAAAGAGUAUUGGAAUGCCAAGGCCAUAGUUCCUUACUUCUAGACCUGCUUUGAACUUGUUAAUGAAGUAUUCCAACUAAUUUAAGUGAGCAGUAGUGAUUAAUCAAAUUUCUAGCAUCAAUCAACUUCCACUAGAAAAAUUGUUUUAUUUUCCCCGGUGUUUGUUUCUCUGAGGUUGCUGAACCAAGUUCCCUUAUUCAGCAAGGUCAGAAAAGGUGUGGUUUUCUUUGUUUUUGUUUUUUAAAUUAGAUUGAUGUCAGGCUCAUAAAUAUUGGUAAUUGACACUCAGAAAUUUUUCAGGGUCAAGCAUAUCAGAAACAUAAAAUGCUCUUUUUCCUGCUUAGUAUUUAUAGGAAAAUCUGCCUUAAAAAGGCUUCCUCACAUCUGCCCAUAGAAGCCACUGUUUUCAAAGGAAACAGCAGUUUGUGAUUGCAAUCCAGGAAGUUGUCCUCAUGGAUAAGAUUUAUUGCUGCUUUUGUAAAUUGCAACUUUACAUUUCACUGACAUAACUUAACUUUAUAUACAAGAAAGGGUUUUGCUAAGAUUUGAAUGUUAUUUUUAAUAAACUUCAGUGCAUCAUCAGUAAUUGUCAAUUAUUUUAUACACAAAAUAUAACAAAAUUGGAGCUGCCGUUUGCAAUUUUAUAUGAAUAUUUAAUGUUAGUAAAAUUAAUUUUCAUCUGAACCUUUGCAAAUAUUCCUUAUGCCCUGAAAGGCCUGGUAAAUUAUGGCAUAACUAAUAAUUGUGCACUGUAUUUAGAUUUUAAUAUACUUGGCCAAUCAAAAAUAUUUUGAUUCACAUAUACAUUAGCAGUUAUUAGUUGACCUUUUAAAAUAGAUGCACCUUUAUGAUGGUGUGUUUACAGUAGAAACAUAUGUCAUCGUAUAGUGUCAUUUAUUGCAGUUUUGUACAGUACUUGAGUAUAGUGCAUAAAAUAGGUAUGUUCAAAGUUUGACAAACUUGUACAAAUAUUUCUAAAAUGAAUAAAUGAAUUAUCUUAAGACAUGGAAACUAGCAAAAACGAAGAAGAAUCAAACCUUGCAUUUUUUGCUGUUUAAUUUUCUUGUCUUUUCUUUGUUUUUAAUGUGAUUCUAUUUUGUGCUUUGCAUGACAGUAUAGAUGCCAAGGUCACAAAUGCAUUUUAUUAGUAGACUUUACAAUGAAGACAGACUUGACUUUAGUCAAACAAGAUAUUCCAUAUGACAUCAGUAAAAUAGAAGGGAGAACCACUGGUGAAAUGUGUAUUCCCUUCAUCCCCUCUAAUAAAUCCAUCUUAAUUCAUCAACGAUAGUUGAAAAACAAGCACUUUACUCAAAACAUUAAAAUAGAAAUAUCCUUAUUUUCAUAUAUUAUAUUUAUAUAUAAAUGUAGAUCUUCCAUGUAAUACAGAAAUGUGUGCAAUAGGGUGAUGAAGUGUGUAAGGUCUGAAGGCAAGCAAUAAAAAGUUUUUUCAUGGUAUAAUUAUACAUUUUAAAAAUGUUUUAUUUGUAAACUAUAAAAGAUCCCUUUAAUGUCAUAGUGUCCAGGUAUAACAUAUAUACAUAUGUACAUAUGUAGAAUAUUUGUAAAUAUUGGUCCUGUAGAAAAAUCCUUUCAUGUUUCUCUCUGUUUCUGGCAAAGGGCUCUGACUAUGUGGUAUAGUGGAGGCCCAAGCUUAUCUGCUCUCAGACUCUGAGUAGGCUGAUCACUGUUUUCAUGUACCUUUGGGCACCAUCCUGCAACCUGAUGGGAGCUCUCAACUCCCAUUAACUUCAACAGGAGUUGAGGACUCUCAGCACCUCACAGGUUUGGGCUUAUAAAGAGUAAGAUCUGUAUUCUACCCCAGUUACAUCCCAGAUAGCUUAACAAAGUUAGGUUUGCUGUCUCAAAUAGUGGGAAGUCAGAACUCUGCCCUCUAGAUACAUGAGGAGUGCUUAAUUUGUGCCAGGGCUGAGCCCCAGCCCAGCACCUUUGGGCUUGUUGAAUCAGUCAUGAAUACAAAAAAAAUGACUUGAGCCAUGGCACAUAAUCUGGCACUUCUUUCAUUACAAAUUAAGCACUGUAUAUGAGUGUGUCCAGAGGUGCAUUUAAUUAUGUGAUGGGAGAGAGCUGUGUAUCCUUGUUUUUUUUUUUUAAAGGAAUACACACAGAGGUAUCUGACUUACAAAAUCAAGCAAGUCCUUUCAUCGCUUCAGAAAAUUAAUAUGCUUAAUUUAUAGCUGCACUGGGCCUGCUGUAAAUUGUGCACCUUCAGCUUCACAGAGGGCCUGCUUCUGUUCCCACCUAAAUCAAUGGGAAUUUGGGGAGCAGGGUCAGAAAUAAUGUGUUAGGAGCAACUAUUUAAUUCACUGAACAGUCCCUAUGGACUUGUGCAACACUUAGAGUAAAUUGCAUAACCACCAGACCUUUAGCACAUACUUUAGAUGUAGAAAAACAAAACCAUUUAAAUGCAAUCUAUGUGCACAAAUAUCCUUUCAGAGAACUACAUGCAGCUCCUGCUGAAGUCAGUAGGAUUUGCAAGGGUAUAUCUAAAAGCGGAGUUUCAGCUCAAAGUCUUGUACAGUUGGUCUAGAUUUAACGUUGGCUUCUUUUGUUUAUUGCAUUUUAAGCAAUUUCUGUCAGUUGUCCUUAUGAUUCCAAUGUUAAAUCAUUUAUGAUGAUGAAAAUGACUAAAAAUAAAUCUGAUGAGUUCUUAAGAGUGACAACUGUAUAGCUGAAUGCGAAGAUUUAAAUAAACACAAGACCUUAACACGAA